AUUGCAUUCAAUGGCGGACGUGGCUUUGUUUCGCGUCCCAAAAUUUGUUCCAAGUUUUUGAACUAUACAUAGAAAAUAGGAUUGCAUAUUUAUAAAUUGACAGUUAAACAUCUUCAUGAACAUCCAGUGCACAGUCAGAAGCUGAUUCACAUCCAAGAUGGGUGAUACAGUGAUUACCAGCUCUACAGAUCAUUCAAGACGGAACAACUCACACCAUGGUCAGAUGUCAUCAGUGGCUGAGAUUAACACUCCUAGCCCUGUGUCUCCAAUGUCUCCACCCCAGUCACCAAAUCCAAUGCAUGAUCUCCCAAUAGAGCUUCUACAAGCAGGUUGGAGGAAGUUCUGGAGUAAACGUGAAAACCGGCCUUAUUAUUUUAACAAAGUCACAAAUACCAAUUCCUGGGAUAUUCCCUCACUAGGGCAUGACCCAUUAUCAGAUCCCCUGGGUAUAUCAGGUCCAGGUUCUGGCCCCAACCCCCAUCAAAGUGAUGUGAGAAUGUCCAGAUUAAGCACAGAUAUCCCUUCACCCAGGGUAGGGGAAAAGCGAAGAAGUAGUCAAGAAAUGUUAGGUAGUCCAAUGAAGAAAUCAUCCCAGAGUAUAGGGCCUUUCUGGAACUUUGAAAUUCCAACAAACGUAAUCAUAUACGAGAGGCAGAUGUCCCGCGUGCUCCCACCUCAUCCAGAGAUGGAGGUCUACAGGUCACAACUUGUCACUAAAUUACGCCAGAGUUACCAGGAAAUGUGUCAUUCUAGGGAAGGUAUAGAUGCACCGAAGGAAUCCUUCAAUAGAUGGCUCUUAGAGCGCAAUGUUAUUAACAGGGGUCCUGACCCUAUGUUACCUAGCGACUGUACUCCAGAAAUCUCGCAAUCCAUGUAUCGAGAAAUAAUCAAUGAUAUACCAGUGAAACUGAUCAAGCCCAAGUACUCAGCUGAUGCUAGAAGACAGUUGUCAAAGUAUGCAGAGGCAGCUAAAUCAAUGGUGGACAGCAGGUCUGUGUCUGCUGAAAGUAGAAAAAUUGUAAAGUGGAAUGCAGAAGACACAUUUCAGUGGCUACGAAAAAUGCAGAACCCAUCAUAUGAUGACUACCUCGAACGUCUAGCACACCUGAAGCGCCAGUGUCAGCCCCACCUCACAGAAGCAGCCAAGGCAUCAGUUGAGGGAAUUUGCAGUAAAAUAUAUCACCUCUCUCAAGAAUACGUCAAAAAAAUACUAGAAAAACAUUGGGGAAUUUUAAAGGAGCAUUUCAUAAAAGAGCCCCCUGUUGAGACCCCACCAAAGAGAAAGGUGAUGUGUUACCCUGUCCUCCUUGCCACUCCAUGCCCUAGGGUCUCAACCCCUGAUCUCAAAACAGAAGGCGAUGUGACAUUUAUUCGCGUUCGAGGAGAAGCUUUAAAAAUAAACACAGUCCACUUUCAAAAAAUGGAACAGCUGUAUAGGUGGAACUGUAAGGAUGAUCCAAAGUUUGAGUUCUUCCUAGCAAGAACUUGGUGUGUGCUGAGAAGAUACCAAACACUCUUUGGUCUACAACCCAAGGAAGGUUUUGGGAUGCAAGGAGCCCUGCCUGUGCCUGUGUUUGAGUGUCUCAACAGGCAGUUUGGUGUCACCUUUGAGUGCUUUGCCUCACCCCUCAACUGUUACUUCAAGCAAUACUGUUCAGCAUUUGCUGACACAGAUGGUUACUUUGGCUCUAGGGGACCCCUGUUAGAUUUCCAACCGGUGAGUGGGUCUUUUGAAGCCAACCCACCAUUCUGUGAAGAACUGAUGGAGACCAUGUGUGACCAUUUUGAAAAUCUUCUAGCAGAGUCCCAGGAACCUCUUUCUUUUAUAGUGUUCAUCCCUGACUGGAGAGAUCCGCCCACAGAGGCCCUUAUUAGGCUUGAAUCAAGCAGGUUCAACAAAAAGCAAGUUGUGAUCAAGCCAUAUGAGCAUGAAUACAGACAUGGCUUCCAACACCAGUGUUCUAAAGAUGACAUGGACAUUAAAUCAAGUCACGGUACAUUGGUGAUUUUUCUACAAAAUGACGCAGGGUAUGCCAGGUGGGGACCAACUCAAGAGAAAGUGAAAGACUUAAUUCUAGCAUAUAGACCCAAGGAUUCAGAUAACACAUACAUGUACUUGGAGAAAGAGAAAGCACAUAUUUGGCAAGUCAUGGCACUGUCGUGA
Messenger RNA from Owenia fusiformis, 2164 nucleotides. NCBI's taxonomy places the organism in Eukaryota, Metazoa, Annelida, Polychaeta, Sabellida, Oweniidae. The record is from the annotation of a GenBank genome assembly.